GUAUGGAGCAGUCUAUCUCAUCCUCCCUCCUCCCCUGCUUGCUUUUUUUCUUUCUUUCUUUUUUUCGGGCACUCGACCAUCGGGUUCAUUCGCCCUAAAUUCUCAGCCUUUCCCGUCUCUUCGUCUCGAUCGGAUUUUCCUGCUUGGACCCCCUCACACCCCCCGGUUCAUCACACAGACCACACAACAACCAACAGUUCAACUAACCCCGAGUCUGGAAGUUGACUGGGAUUGUCAAAUUUCAAGCUCUUCGAUAGUCCCCCCCGCAUCUGGGUACGCUAACUUUCGAUCUUCGCCUCGUUCUGCGACAGGACUCUUAUGAAGACUUGACCGACCCUUCUGUUGCGAUUCCAUUCUUUUUUUUUUUUUUUGGCACGAUCCCCUUGCAGCCUGUCCAUAGCACAAGCCAGUGCGUGUCUUUGUUGCUUUGAUCAAGGGAAUUUCUCGUGGUUGCCGCUAUGAGUGCAUCAGGAUCUAGCUUCACCUGGGACAAUUCCAGCGAUGUCCUACAAGGAAUCAUCGGCCCCCGGAUAACCGCAACGCAGGCCGAACUCCUACCAGACGGAAUGACAUCUCCUGGCCUUGCUCUCGAAGACCCAGCAUCAUUUCUUGGCCUCCAAUUCGGGACAGACCCAGGGAUCUUGCCUCACAACUAUACGUCCAUUCUCAACCAUUGCCCCCCACUGCACAAACAGUCCUCCCCGACCCCGCAUCAGCUAGAUUAUUCCUAUUACCACCCUCCGCGAUUCAUGAACAACCCGGACUCGUGGAACCCGCUGCAGGUCACUGGCGUUCCACCCAAUUCAUUGGCUUUCCCUAUGCUUCCGCUAGGGCAGGCGCACCACAUGAAUGGGUUCGACCGCAGGUGUUCUACAGGCCAAUAUGGCACUCCGUCCGAAAACGGGAGCCAGUAUAAUGGUCUUCAUUCAUCCGACUCUGGAUACAGUACCCAGAGCUGUACUACACGUUCGAUAGCCGCUUCGUAUGCUAUGGACUCUGUUUGUAGCCCGCACCUUGCACCUCAUCAUGACCACGAAAAUGAUAAUAAGAUGUCAGCAUUGGAUAUCAGCUCAACCCACCACAGUGAACCGAUGGACCUUAUCGAACGCCCUGAGUCACCGUCACUAUUAUGCUACGAUACAAUCAAAUGUGAUUAUCCAAGUUGUCAAUGGACUGGAAAAUGUCCGUCCGAUAAGAGAAAACACGAGGCUAGACACAAAAAACUGUUCAAAUGCGACGAACCCAACUGUUCUCGAAAAGAGGGAUUCGGGACAAUCAACGACCUCGCGCGACAUAAGAAGUGCGUCCAUAAACGGGACCCAGAGCGGGGACCCAAGGUUCUAUAUAUGUGUUUUGGACAGAACUGUCCCCGGAGGAACAAGAAGUGGCCCCGACUGGAUAACUUCCGCCAGCAUCUUGCGCGAAUGCACAAUGACGAAGACGUCGAAGAGUUAUUGAGGAAAUCGCAUGAAUGGUAUGAGAACUGCGUGAAACUGAGAGAAAUGAGGCCGCCUUGUAGCGAGGACUUUUUAGAAGACGCAACAGCCUCGCAGUUGCAAGAGAUUGUAGAGUCAGAUAAUCUGGCCAGAAAUCUGGAUCAGGAAUUCUGCACCCCAGGAUUUUCAAAUCCGCCAGUGCUGGAUCCUGUCGAGAUGUUGACCAUGGAUUCAAUCAAGAGGCUGGACCAGGAGCACGAAAACCAUCCAGAGGACCAUGUUCCGAUGCAAACUAUCGACUUGCCUACACUCAAUGCCCUUAACCUUGAGCCCACUCUCGAGCAAAGGGCCUCGAUUCCAUCACAGUUCGUUAAUUCCAAGGCUGACAAAAUGGACGACAUGAUCUCCGAAGCUGCGGCGAGCGUGAUCAACGCCAUGACGAAAAUGAUAAACAACCACCAGCGAAGACGAGGCCAACGCGGCGAUGGCUACGAUCUCGCUGAGCAAGAGGGGGACGAGUUGUCGGAUCGAAAGCGAGAGAUGCUGCAGAGGAUUCUAACAGCAGCGCUGGAACGCCUCUCGGGCAGUUCGGGGCCAACCCCAGGCACACAUCAGGAUAGUGCCAAUGGCGAAUCUGACCAGAAGGGAUGGAUCCAAUGCGAAUUCUGCACGAAGCGAACGCGCCUGCGCUGUGAAAUGAAGAAACACAAAAAGCGACAUGAACGACCGUACGGCUGUACAUUCUACAAGUGCGACAAAACCUUUGGCAGCAAAGCUGACUGGAAACGUCACGAACAGUCCCAGCAUUUUGGCCUGCAGGGCUGGCAGUGCACCCUGCCUGACCCCACACAGCCAAGUAUCCUCUGCGCUCGGCCCUUUCAUCGACAGGAGGAGUACGUCCGACAUUUGAAGAAACACCAUCAAGCCGAUGAGGAAGAAGUCCGGACAUUGGUCCGCAAGGACCGCCUCAGCUGGAACGGGGAGCCGCAAUUUUGGUGUGGGUUUUGUCGUGAUAUUAUACAUCUCCGGGGGCGCGGUCUGGCGGCGUGGAACCAGCGAUUCAACCACAUUGAUCUCGAGCACUUCAAGAAGGGUGAGCGCAUCGGGGACUGGUUUCUGCCCGCUAUGCAAAUGACAAAAGACCGGGAGGGGGAGAACGAUCCCAUCAUGGAUGAGAACAGUGACGAUGAGUCCGUAUGCCGCAGUAACCACUCUCAUCGGGACCUCAUUCACAAAGACGCCAUGGCCGUCGACCAGGGCAUCUCCCAUAAUCAACCACCAUCGAUAUCACGAUUCGACCACAGCACUGCGGAGCGGACCAGGACAAACCACCGCAAGCGCAAACUCGCAGAACCCCAAACAUCGCUACCUUCCUAUCAACCGCUUGACAACCCCGCCGCCCCUAAUGUAGAAAAGAAGUCACGAACAAGAUCCACCCAGCCGCAUCCACGGUCAACCGGAGUCGCGGCUGAGCCGGGCAAGCCCGUUUCGUGUGUAAAUUCUCCCUGAACAAAUCCUCCUUGGCCGUAUCGAUGGGAAAUAUAUGUAGCUAGCUGACCGAUGCAUAGUGUCAGUGUGCACAGGGCCGUUUUGGGGGCUUAUCGAGCACCGGAGGUAGUAGUAAUAAUUGCCUGUAUUGUCGACAUCGGGUGUGCGGGGGUGUAGUGAGACCCUAACACACAUUUAUGAUUUUCUAUGAUUGACUGUAAAUAGUUUGAAUCUACAUAGCUUUACCACUUUAUACCAUUGAUAGUCCAGAAAACAGUUUUUUUCUCGC
Molecule: messenger RNA, 3213 nt
Organism: Aspergillus ochraceoroseus IBT 24754
Lineage: Eukaryota; Fungi; Ascomycota; Eurotiomycetes; Eurotiales; Aspergillaceae
Product: putative C2H2 finger domain protein
Exons: 5
Coding region: 459-2945 (828 amino acids)
Biological process (GO): regulation of transcription by RNA polymerase II
Cellular component (GO): nucleus
Source: RefSeq, a predicted model, not a curated record